Messenger RNA from Paramecium pentaurelia, 798 nucleotides. Lineage: Eukaryota; Ciliophora; Oligohymenophorea; Peniculida; Parameciidae. The record is from the annotation of a GenBank genome assembly.
AUGUCUAAAUCGUGGCAAAUUCAUCAAAGUUUAUAAGAAAGUUUAUGUUCAUAAUUGAAUAAAGAUGAAAUACUUGAAGAAUUUUUAUAAGUUUGUAAUCACAUAGCAAAUGAAGAUUAAAAUAGUAUCAAAAGUUUGAAUUCAAAAUUAUAAACUAUUAAAAAACACUAUGCUUAAUAAAAAUGUAGGAUUGAUCAUCAAUUUAAAUACAUACAGACUUUAUUAGAAUAAAAAAGAAAAGAAUUAAUCACUUAAUUAAAUAAUCAUGAAAUGGAUUUAGAUAAAACAUUUUAAAAUCUAAGAGAUGAAGUCACUUAAAUCUAAUCAGUUGUCUUUAAUAUCUAAAAUGACAUACUAAGUAAUAGAUAAGAAAUUCUAUCAGAAGUAGAUGAAGAAACUUUUUAGAAUAUCCUCACUCAAUUUGAUUAAUAAAUAUAAAUGGCUUAAAAUUAUAAGAAAGAACUAUUAUCAACAAGAAUAACAUUAAUUAUAAUUGAAGAAUGGAAAGCUAGUCAUUAAGAUGUGAUUAAGCAUCUCCUUAAUUAAUCAAUUACAAUCAAAGAUUACUAAAAAUAAAUAGAACCUCAUCAUUCAGAAUUGAGUGCCUCUACUUGCAGUGAUAAAAUGUAUUCAUCAAACAGAUCAAGUUAAGAGCUUCCAAUUAAAUAAACUCCCUUAAUUAUUAGUUUUGAUUAAAAGUACUAUAUGCAAUCAAAGUAGACUGAUAUAACAAAAUCUGAAUCAGAUAUACAUGAUAGUUGUGAAUCAGAUUUCUUAGAGGAAUGGGCUAAACAAUGA